This is a messenger RNA of Paramecium primaurelia, 1483 nucleotides long. The record is from the annotation of a GenBank genome assembly. Lineage: Eukaryota; Ciliophora; Oligohymenophorea; Peniculida; Parameciidae.
AAUGAAUUCCAUCCCUAAGUUAGGGGAUAUGUAAAGUAAUGUACAAACUAUGAGUUCUAGUCAAAAGUAAACCUAAGAUUUCUAGUAAUACAGGCUUGCCACCACUUCUAUCUCCCAGAGUUAAAAUUGACCCAACUAAAACAGCUCAAAUUCCCCCGGCUUUUAGAUCAAUCUCAACAGUGAAAAAGAAAUCUAUAGAGAAGAAGGAAGAUACUCGACCUGUUACAGAUAAUACAUAAAAUGAGAAAGGUUAUCCAUCAGCUAAAAAAUAAAGAGCAUAGGGUCUCAUUAUUCGUAAACUCUAGAAUAGACAAUCAAAAUUAUAAACUUCAAAUUAGGAACCAUUAGAAUAGAUUAUAAAUAAAUUUUAAAGUCCUGCAGUUAGAAUGCUUGAGUUCCCAAUAAAUGGUAUUGAUUCUUUUUGACAUAGACUUUAAUGAUGAUACAUUAAUAAAGGAAGAAGUACUCUAAUAAAAUGAAUAAGUGACAGAGAAUAGAUUCACAACAAUGAAGAAUCAAUCUUUAUCAAGCUCUUAAAAGUUUGUUUUAGAAUCUUCAAAUUCCAAUAAAUAAGGCUAAGAUUCAUCUUCAAAUUCAUAGUUUGAUUUCAACACUAAAAUUCCUACUUUUACUGAAGGGGAAAUGAUUGGUGCUGGUUCAUUUGGAUAAGUUUAUAUAGCAUAAGAAAAUCAAACUGGAAAGAUUUAUGCUGUGAAAAAGAUAAAUCUUAGAGGAGACUUUGAUUAGGAAGAUUUAAAAGGAUUGAAAAGUGAAAUUGAUUUACUGAAAAGUAUUAAACAUUAAAACAUAAUCCGUUAUGUAUGGAAUUGUGAAAAUGAAGAUUAUUGGUUAUUAUAUUUAGAAUAUUUAUCAUAAGGUAUUUUAAAUAUCAUUAUAAUAGGAACCUUAACUUAAUUAAUCGAAAAGUUUGGGCCCCUUUCUAUUAAUACAAUUCGUUCAUAUUCAAAAUAAAUAUUAUAAGCAAUAGCUUAUUUACAUGAAAAUAAUAUAAUACAUAGAGAUAUAAAAGGAGCUAAUUUAUUAUUAGGAGUUGAUGGUGAAAUUAAAUUAGGAGAUUUUGGAUGUAGUAAAAUUAAAGAAAAAACUAUUUAACGUUCUAAAUAGAGUGGAGACAUCUUACAUUCUCUUAAAGGAAGUAUUCCAUAUAUGGCUCCUGAAGUAAUUAUGUCUUAUAUAUUUAUAGGUUGCUAGUUAAGAUGAGAAUUGCAGAGCUAGUGAUAUAUGGUCAUUUGGAUGUACUGUUUUGGAAAUGGCCACAGGAAAAAAACCAUGGCAUGAACACAAUUUUGAUAAUCCUUUGAGUGCUCUUUUAUAUAUUAUCACCGAUAAUGCACUUCCUCUAAUACCUGAUGAUUUGGAUCAAGAUCUAUAAUCUUUUAUAAGAAUUUGCUUAUAAAGAGAUCAUAAAUAGAGACCAACUGCUAUGCAUUUGUUAUAACACUAAUUCAUAAUUAAUUAAUGA